This is a messenger RNA of Megalobrama amblycephala (Wuchang bream), 3034 nucleotides long. RefSeq names its product inter-alpha-trypsin inhibitor heavy chain H3-like. Bases 78 to 2789 code for a protein of 903 amino acids. The record is from RefSeq and is a predicted model, not a curated record. The transcript has 22 exons. NCBI's taxonomy places the organism in Eukaryota, Metazoa, Chordata, Actinopteri, Cypriniformes, Xenocyprididae.
UCAAUAAUAGCCAAUCGCAUGAUGUGGUCAGGAGUUUAAAGGAGUGUGUGUUUUGAGGUCUGUUUUCUGAGCAGGUCAUGAUGGAUCGAGCAGCUCUCAGACUGAUUCUCUUGAGCGUCUUUCUCAUCUCAGCCAGUUCACAACCUGUGAAGAAGAAACAAGAUGUGGAUAUAUACAGCUUCUACAUUAACUCCACGGUCACCAGUCGCUACGCCACAACGGUCAUCACAAGCCGUGUGGCGAACACACUGAAUGAAUCUCAAGAGAUCCAGUUUGAGGUCAAGAUACCCAAGACUGCCUUCAUCAGCAAAUUCAGAAUGACCAUAGAGGGGAAGACAUAUGAUGGUGUUGUGAAGGAAAAACAGGAAGCUCAGCAGCAGUACAGUGAAGCAGUAUCUCGAGGACAAAGUGCUGGACUGAUCAAAUCUGUUGGAAGGACUUUAGAAGACUUUAAAACUUCAGUGUCGGUGGCUGCUUUUAGUAAAGUGACCUUUGAGUUGACCUACGAAGAACUGCUAAAGCGCCGCCUCGGCAAAUAUGAGUUACUCAUCAAUGCCCAACCGAUGCAGCCGGUGGCAGAUUUCAAGAUGGAUGUGCACAUCCAAGAGAAACCAGGAAUUUCCUUCUUGGAGGUGAAAGGAGAUUUGAGCACCGGUGAUCUGGCCAAUGCCAUCAAAACCACCAGAGCAGACAAAGACGCAUGGGUGACCUUCUACCCCACUCGAGAUCAACAGACCAAGUGUAAAAGCUGUGGAGAAAAUGGGCUGAAUGGUGACCUGCUUAUAACAUACGAUGUUGAGAGACGAAAUCCCAAAGGAGAAGUCAUGGUAUCAAAUGGCUAUUUUGUCCACUACUUUGCACCCUCUGAUGUUCCACGUAUUCCCAAAAAUGUGGUGUUUAUCAUUGACCGGAGCGGUUCUAUGCACGGCAGAAAAAUAGAUCAGACUCGUUUGGCACUGCUAAGGAUUUUAAGUGAUCUUGAUGAGGAUGACCACUUUGGAUUGAUCACCUUCGAUCAUUCAGUUGACAAAUGGAAGCGUGAACUCCUGAAAGCUACAAAGCAAAACCUGGAGAAUGCAAAAUCAUUUGUGAAGGAGAUCAGAGAUGGAGGAGCCACAGACAUAAACGCUGCAGUUCUAGCAGGAGUGGACAUGAUCAAUCGACAUCCACGAGAGGGAACCGCCUCCAUCCUGAUCCUGCUGACUGAUGGAGAUCCCACUUCAGGUGAAACUAACAUAGAGAGAAUAAUGGCCAAUGUGAAAAAGGCCAUUGGGCUGAAGUUUCCCCUCUAUUGUCUUGGUUUUGGACAUGAUGUUAACUUUGACUUCCUGACAAAGAUGUCACUGGAAAAUGGUGGAGUCGCUCGCAGGAUUUAUGAAGAUUCGGACGCUGAUCUACAGCUGCAGGGCUUCUAUGAUGAAGUUGCCGUCCCUCUCCUCACUGAUAUUCAACUUCAAUACACAGGAGGGACAAACCUUACCAAGACCAGCUUUAACCUGUACUUCAACGGCUCUGAGAUUGUGGUUUCAGGACAAAUCACAGACAACAGUGUGGAGAGUUUCAGCACUGAAGUCAUUGCAGUAUCAAAAGGCAGUAGUGUGACGUAUCAGGACACUGUAAUGAUAAAAGACCCCAGUGAUGUCCCACCUGAGAAUGAAGAUUUCAUGCAGAGACUGUGGGCCUACCUGACAGUGAAGCAACUUCUGGAAAGACAAGUGCUUCUUAAAGGACAAGAGAAAGAGGAUGAAGAGAAAGAAGCUCUCAAACUCUCUCUGAAAUACCAGUUUGUCACCCCCCUCACCUCUAUGGUCGUCACUAAGCCACAGAAGGAUGAAGUGGAAGUUGCCGACAAACCCAAAGAGGGAGGAGAGGAUCCCAGACCUCCAGUAAUGGGUUUCCGUCCUUCAUCCUAUAAUCCUAUUGCAUCACCAGGAUUUAGUCAGUACCAUUUCAGUCCCGGUCAGCCUGGUCAGCCCGGUCUGCCUGGUCCACCUGGUCAGCCUGGUCGACACGGUCUGGGUGGUGGUUGGCUUCGUCCGCCUCCUGCUCAUCCAUGGAUCCAUGGUUUUGAUGGUAUGCUGAUGUCCAGAUUUCAUCAAAUGCCCAUGAUUCCAUGGGAGAGUGAAGAAAGUGUUCUCCCUACUAUGUUAGUUCCAACAGUUCGUAGCAAUCGGUUCCUGCUGUCUGCUGCUGGUCAGUCUAAGCCACUUUGUUUUGAUGUUCCUCUUCCUCACAAACUCAAACUGCUACAGGAUUCUGCUUCAGAGUUCUCUAUGAAUGGAGAAUCCAUGACUAGACGAAAGGGAUUCAGUCAAAUUGCCUUUCAUUAUAAAACAAACCAUCGCCUGACAAUAAACACAAGGUCUAUCAGAUACCACGAUGGCCAGAAUGAUGUUGAGUUUUUGUGGGGCCAGGAACCCACUCAACACAGUACAGAGGGCGUGUCUCUGAUUCUACGGAGCAAUGAAAUGGAUGUUACAAUGGGAAACAUACGCGUUGUUAUUCUUCUUCACAAGAAAAAUCAUAAUGUGUUUCUGUGGCCUGCCAUUCGGCAACAGCCAAAAGAUGUCAGUUUGAUGGGUAUUUUAGGAAAAGCUGAGGCUUCAUAUGAGGAGAUUCAAGGAUCUCAAACACCAACUCUAAAGAUAAUGGACCAGGAAGUGAAGGCGAGCUGGGAGGAUGUCACAGACUACACACUUCCUUCAACUCCAGUUAUCAGAUGUUUGCUUGUCCCGUUCCAGGCUGUGAUGCAGGGAGACAUUUCUGAUUUCACUGUCACUCAGCUGUAGAGUUCAAAGUGGACAAAUUAUAAACUGGGAUAGAGCAUGUUUCUGUGUAAAACACUUGCUGAUGUUUGUUUUAAGUGUUUUUUCAGUCAUUGACAAUAAACUGUCUAUCUAUAAAUUUUAUGUAUACAUAGCAACCCUUUGAUUGGUGCCUUUCUAAGAAUUGAUUGUAAUUAUUUCUGUAAAGUAUGAAUUUUUUGAGGUCAUGUCUGAUAAUAAAAUAAACACAGCAACAAACUUCUACAGAA